Molecule: messenger RNA, 4967 nt
Organism: Nothobranchius furzeri (turquoise killifish)
Lineage: Eukaryota; Metazoa; Chordata; Actinopteri; Cyprinodontiformes; Nothobranchiidae
Gene: srebf1
Product: sterol regulatory element binding transcription factor 1
Biological process (GO): regulation of transcription by RNA polymerase II
Cellular component (GO): nucleus
Molecular function (GO): RNA polymerase II cis-regulatory region sequence-specific DNA binding; protein dimerization activity; DNA-binding transcription factor activity, RNA polymerase II-specific
Source: RefSeq, a predicted model, not a curated record
UCCAAGCUACUGAUUGGCUGGCUUAUGUGUCAAUCAUUGAUGGGGCCGGGCAGUUCUCUGGAGCUUCUGCCUUACGGCAGCACGUUAGUACUGAAGUGCUGAAUGAGCUUCAGUGUUUGGCUCGGUUUGACAAGUUUCCCAAAGCUCAAUAUGGAGUUUAGAUGUUAGUUAACGUAUUGGUUGAAAGUUAAAGCGUAUUUACAUGUCUUUCAGGAAGACCUGGACCUCAAGGUUUUAUCUAAUGUAGGGACGAGGAAAGUUGAGGACUUUUUCCCUUUUCUGUGUGAUCAACCUGCAAGUGAAGUCUGGAAAAGCAGACACACGAGUGAAGAUGAAUCGCUUGUCUUUUGACGAUUCUUCGUUGGAUCACCUGGAUCCAACACUAUCGCUUCAUGAUCCGAGUGAUAUAGAUACGGCCCUUUUAAGCGAUAUUGAUGACAUGCUUAAUCUCAUCAACAACCAAGACAUGGAGUUUAGUGGACUCUUUGAUCCAGGUCCCUUCACUGGAGGCCCCCCCACCCAAGAGAUUGCUCCCUUGACCCAGCUGAUCACCCCCGCGGCUCCUCCAGCUACCACCACCACACCUGCACCUACAUCUUCCAUCCUAAGCAGUAACCCCCACCUCGAUGCUCUUUUGGGCCCUCCUAUCACCCGUAGCUCCUCCACCCCAGACAAGACCUUUCAGCCUCCCACCUUUCAGCAGUCUCCUGUAUCCCAGGUACCCAGCUCCUCCCCAAGGCCGCAGCCAUCCCCCCCUCCACAAACUCAGGGCCUCAGGCAGCCUCAGGUGGAGCCUCCCCAGCCCUCUAUCAGUCCUCCCACCCCUGCUCAGGCAGCUUCUCCUCUUGGAUCACCAGGACCAAGUCAGUCAUUCACCUCCACGACACAGCCUCUUUUCACCCUCGUUGCACCACAGACUCCACCUCAGAUGCAGACACCACCUCAGACGCAGACACCACCUCAGGCACAGAGCAGCAAUAAGAGCCAAAUUACCUACACAGUUGGCAGCCCCAGCAGCGUGAGCCUCCCCAUCACCACUUUGUCGUCCUCCCCUCCCAGCGUCCAGCCUGUGGCUAUUCAGACUCAGCUCCAGGCGCUGACCACAACCACCCCCAUUUUGGCCACAACCACAAGCCCUCCAGCUCAGACUAUCGCACCGCAGAUGCAGCAAGUUCCUGUGCUGCUGCAGCCCCAGUUCAUCAAAGCCGAGUCCCUGCUGCUCACCACUCUGAAACCUGACCCGUGCAUCGUCACAACCGUAGCCUCCCCCACGUCUCUGGCCACCACCAGCAGCCCUGUUCAGAGCACCUCCCUGCAGGCCUUUGUGGGCGGUGGCACCAUCCUGACCACGGUACCUGUGAUGGUGGAUGCUGAAAAGAUCCCAAUCAACCGCAUUGCCAUCGCCGGCAAGCCAAUGGGACAGCCUCACAAGGGGGAGAAGCGCACAGCUCACAAUGCCAUCGAGAAGCGUUAUCGUUCUUCUAUCAACGAUAAAAUAGUGGAGCUGAAGGACCUGGUGGCUGGAACGGACGCCAAGUUGAACAAGUCGGCGGUUCUGAGGAAAGCCAUCGACUACAUCCGCUACCUGCAGCAGACCAACCAGAAACUCAAACAGGAGAACAUGGCUCUCAAAAUGGCCACGCAGAAAAACAAGUCUCUGAAGGACCUGGUUGCCAUGGAGGUGGAUGGACAGCCAGAAGUGAAGAACGAGCUGCCCACUCCCCCAGCCUCCGACGUGGGCUCUCCCACCUCCUUCUCACACUGUGGCAGCGACUCAGAGCCCGACAGUCCAAUGGGAGAAGACACAAAGCCAAACUUUGGCCUGCUGGACCAGCCUGCAGCCGGCGGAGGUGCCGGUGGGAUGUUGGACCGAUCCCGCAUGGCUUUGUGCGCCUUUACCUUCCUCUUCCUUUCCCUCAACCCCCUGGCGGCGCUGCUCUGCUCACCUGGUCGCAGCUCAACAGGAGGCGCUGCAGACACCGCCCCCCAUCAUACCAGCAGAAGCGUCCUGGGUUUGGACAUCACAGCUGACUCGUGGGGCUGGAUGGACUGGAUGUUGCCAACUCUUCUGGUGUGGCUGCUGAAUGGCAUCCUGGUGUCUGGAGUUCUGAUCCGGUUGUUGGUUUACGGAGAGCCGGUCACCAGGCCUCACUCUGGAUCAUCCGUUUUGUUCUGGAGGCACCGCAAGCAGGCAGACCUGGACCUCGCUAGGGGAGAUUUUGCUCAGGCCAGCCACAACCUGUGGACCUGUCUGAAGGCUCUGGGUCGUCCUCUGCCCACCUCCCAGUUGGACCUGGCCUGCGCGGCUCUUUGGUCCCUGCUGAGGUUCUGCCUUCAGCGCCUCUGGGUCGGCCGCUGGCUCGCUGCCAGGGCAGGAGGUUUGAAAGCAGAUCGCCCCCUGCAGGAAGACGCGUGCAAAAGCAAUCGGGAUGCUGCGCUGGUUUACCAUCGUCUCCAUCAGCUUCACAUGACAGGUAAGCUGAACGGGAGCCACCUGUCAGCUGUCCACAUGGCUCUGAGUGCGGUGAACCUGGCAGAAUGUGCUGGCUCGUGUCUGCCUGUAGCCUCCCUGGCGGAGGUCUACGUCUCCGCAGCUCUGAGAGUCAAAGCCAGUAUGCCGAGGAUCCUUCACUUCACCUCUCGUGUGUUCCUAAGCAGCGCCCGUCAGGCCUGCUUAUCGUCCAGCGGCAGCGUUCCUCCAGCCAUGCAGUGGCUUUGCCACCCACUCGGCCACCGAUUCUUCGUGGACGGCGACUGGGCCAUCCGCAGCACACCUAGAGAAAGCAUCUACAGCCAGGCUGGCAACACGGUGGACCCUCUGGCUCAGGUGACCCAGGCCUUUAGAGAACACCUCCUUGAGAAGGCUCUUUAUUGUGUGGCGCAGCCUCACGAAGAGAAGAUCUCCAGUCAGGGUGAAGGAGAGUAUGCCGAUGCCUUGGAGUACCUCCAGCUGCUGAUCAGCGCGUCAGACGCAGCUGGCGCCACCUCCCAGUCUUUUGCGAUCGGCUCCAACAUGGCUACAGUGACUGGAUGUGACCCCCACUCCAAAUGGUGGUCCUCAGUUGCCAUAGUGAUAAUCAACUGGCUUCAGGGAGACGACGCUGCGGCAGAGAGACUCUACCCGACCGUCGAGCACCUGCCCCGCAGUCUGCAGAACGCAGAGAAUCUUCUGCCCAAAGCGUGUCUAAACACAUUCAGGGCAGUCAGGGCUCUGCUGUUCAAGCCAGAGAACUGCCAGCUGAGUCUGAGCUACACUGACAAGGCCAGCACUCUGCUCCGAGACAGCCUCAACCUGGGACCACACUGCCACAGCUCCGGUUUAGACAAGGUUGUGCAAUUGCUGGUGUGUGACCUGCUGUUGGUUUUGAGGACAAACAUCUGGCGUGUGCAGCAGCAGGGGGCGUGCCCUACGGGUCCUGCAGGACCUGUGCCAGUGGGCACUAGUGUCCCUGCCGGCCAUCACCAGGCAUCUCCACCAGAACUUCAGGGCUUUCAGCAAGAUCUCAGCUCUCUACGCAAGCUGGCACAGAGCUUCAGGCCAGCUAUGAGACGAUUGUUUCUUCAUGAAGCCACAGCCAGGCUGAUGGCCGGGGCCAGUCCCACCAGAACUCACCAACUUCUGGAUCGCUCGCUGCGACGCAGAACAACGCCAGGAGCCAAGACAGAAGAGUGCGAGGCGCGGCCCGGCCAGAGGGAGCAGGCUGAGGCUGUGAUGCUGGCGUGUCGCUACCUUCCUCCCUCCUUUCUGUCAGCUCCGGGCCAACGGGUGGGCAUGCUGGCUGACGCAGCACGCACCCUGGAGAAGCUGGGAGACAAGAGGACCCUCCACGACUGCCAGCAGAUGAUCAUCAAACUGGGCAGUGGCACCACCGUCACCAACACCUAGAGCAAAGGGAAGGCUGGGACUCGCAUGUCCUGUAGAAUCAUCCGCUCUAAAUGAAAGCGCACACAGACCUAAACAAAACCAGCUGUUUUUAUUUGGAUCCCUUCCACAGGCUGGCGUGACCCACACACCAGAAUGCACUUACAGUCUUCGCUCUGUUGGGUGCUUCACUGUCACACAUUGACCACAAGGAGGAGCCAACUUAUCCCUGAGGUGGAUGAUGACGCAGCAAAGAGAUGUUUGCCCUGCAGUCCUUCACAGAGCUCCACCUCCCACCGAGCCUCGGUGUGUGUGUGUGUGUGUGUGUCUGGCUGCUCUGUUGUCUACAGGGUGCAGCGUCUCUUUAUCUGUGGGAGAAAAACAACCAAACUUUUGUUCAGGAUCGGCUUUUGGAGCUGGUUGUAGUAGCCAUCCGCUGCACAGGAUUUAAAUCUGAAAGAAAAGACUAAUGAUCCCCUUGCUUUGUCUGCACUACGCCUGUAUGGCUGCUUUUAAUGAGCUAAAAUAAUGACAAUAUGGCUUUAUGAAGGUAUUUUCAUAGAGAUUGUGUAUUUGUUUUGCCUUGUACAUAUUUUCUAAUGUAUUUAUAAUCUGACAGAACUUUGAUUUGGCAGAUAGUUUUGAUAAGCAGCUCUCUGGUAUUCUUAGACAGCAUUACAGUAUUGUAUCAAAUACAUGUCAAAACUGUGACAUCAUCAGAUUAUUAGGCUCUCAGCGUUUGGGUGUUGAUCCAACUAUGAUAUCUAAAGAAGGAGCAUUCGUCUUUAACACCUCUGAAAGUACUAAACGAUGCCCUGUUAGAUCUUUAAGCCGUUACAGUUUCUUGUUCUUCGAGAACCACAUUUUUUUUAUGGAUUGUAAAAAUAUUUAUAACCGUUCACUAACAUGAUUUGUGCGAACCGUGGAGCUGCCACUGUCUUAAAGUACAUUUCCUGUAACUCAUUGUUCUUGUCUCUUGUUACUCGGUUUCAUCCCUAUCAUGUAAAUAUGAAAUCAUUUUGUAAAGAGGUUCUACUGUAAUGCUUUUAUUUUUAUUGGUAAUGUGUGUUGAUGCCAAAAGAGAAAUAAAAGUAUGUUCAAGGUU